Molecule: messenger RNA, 1354 nt
Organism: Mytilinidion resinicola
Lineage: Eukaryota; Fungi; Ascomycota; Dothideomycetes; Mytilinidiales; Mytilinidiaceae
Exons: 4
Coding region: 1-1035 (344 amino acids)
Source: RefSeq, a predicted model, not a curated record
AUGCGUUUUCCCCUCGCUCUUUUUGACUUUUUCUGUUCUUGUUUUCCAUGUUUUCAUACGGGCGAGGAGGAGAAGAAUGAUGAUCUCACACAGCUCAAAGAUGACAGUGUGGACUCUCUCUUCGCCUGCAUUAUCAACGAUGAGAUCAACAGUUCAUUUCUUUACAAGGCUUGGACACGAAAGCAGAAUGGACAACUCUCCAGGACGCCUGAGGACCCAUUUUGGAGCGAAUUCAGUGAUAGGAGAUACUCAGAAGAUGUUGCGAAAUGCAGGCUUUCACGGCUACGCAGCGUUCUGAUCCGGUUAACUGGUCGCACUUCUCUGGAUGAACUUAAAUGUUCCCUUGACUUCUACGUUGAGCUGGGUCUUCGCGCUGCUUUCAAUGCUCACCUGGAACCGAACACUACCCCGCCUCUAUCAAAAACUGUGAUAGAAUUCAUGGUGACCAGUGCACUCACCGCCCUCGAUGAAUAUGAUAAGAGCCAGAUUGCUCGUGCAUCGUAUGUUUUGCAGACUCAGAAUCGCACCCGGUUCCGCGAAGAUAUCUAUCGCACACUUUCAUCACUGGUACGUAUACCGAGUUUGUCAAAUACUAAAAUUUUGCAGGAUUGGUUCCUUAAAGUCUCUCAGGAGCAUUCACUCGCUUUGAAGGGCUUGGAAGUUGCGUUAGACCAUCAUUUUAAUCCGAGCGUUGGACAUACCCCAAGGGUUUCAAUGGAGACGCUAUCAUACAUGGCGAGUGACGUAUUUUACUCUUUCAAUUAUGAUCAAAUUGCCACAGUCGUUCGUGUAUGUCAGCAAGCUUCGCAAGACUGGAAGGAGGAAGAAUAUGGCGUCGUCCAUUACUAUACAAAACUGGAAACCAAUAUCAUAAUCUACGAAAAGCUAUCAAGCGAGAGUUGGUUCCACAUAGCCUGCAAAGAGCAGCGCUCCUAUUCACUUCAAGAGCUGUCGGAUACGAGAAGCCUCAAAGAUGAAAUAAGGCAAGACUGGGAUGUUGGGGAAGGGUAUUGCUCGAGGACUUACUUACUCUGAAGUUCUCAUUUGCAAAAAAAAAAAAAAAAUUGCGCCCGCCGUCAUUGCUUUUGACUUGCGCAACACAAAUUGUCAACAUGCUUACAUUGGGGAAUUUGUCUCACUUCUCUUGUUCUCAGCUAUGAUCCUCUGUUGGUGCCCGGGAUGCAGCGGCCGUCGUCGUUUGAGGGGUGGAGGAGAUUGAUAGUUGCUCAAACGGGUGCGUUUCUGUCGUGCAAAGGUAGAACUUAGUCUAGGGCGCCGCCGGAUGAUAUGUUUUUCCUUACUCCGUGCGCGUCAUCACUCGCACGUCGUGUCAGUUCUUCGAUCAUUACAAAGG